This is a messenger RNA of Puccinia triticina, 267 nucleotides long. RefSeq lists its product as uncharacterized. The record is from RefSeq and is a predicted model, not a curated record. Lineage: Eukaryota; Fungi; Basidiomycota; Pucciniomycetes; Pucciniales; Pucciniaceae. The transcript has 2 exons. Bases 1 to 267 code for a protein of 88 amino acids.
AUGGCACUUGCUCUGAACAUCUUUGAGUCUGUCAUUGGGCAUGGACCGACAAACCAAUUCUUGAUCUCGUAUCUGGCUUGGAUCAUCAAAGAGUAUCUGGGCGAAAUCUUGCCGCCCAAGGUGCUUGAAAUCGAGCGGCGGGUGGGAGGACAGGCCAAGCUACAGAAGCUUGUCAAGGAGCGUGCCAACCAAGAAUGGAAGGCCAGUCAUACAAACGCUUGUGUCACUUGUUUCAUUCCUGUCAAGAAAAUCGACAGCUGUAGUUGA